UAUUGAUGGUGUUGGAAUUAUUAGAAACAGACCCUAUCAGAUUCGAUAUCUUGUCUAGAGCUUUCUAGUCCAAGCUUGGCUUUUCUCUAUCGGCGCUAUGAUCCGCUGAUGGUGGAUGCUCCGGACAAGCCGGUAUCGGGUGGAUCUCAAGAUAUGAUCCAUCAAUGGAGCAACAUCAAGAAUGCUAAGUUAUGGAUCUGAUGGUGUACAGUUGAGUUACUGACUCAUCAUUCAACCAUUGAACAUUACGCGUCAGAAUACGAGCCCUCAGUCGAUUAUGAGGACAAGAGACAACAAGUGACCGCCUCUGUCAGUAUCUGCAUCUGCACGUCAGUUCGCAUGUCAAUCACACCAAUCAAGGAAACCAAGAAUGUCGAUCAACUGCCAGCCCUGCAUGGUCGACGUGGAAGGUGAUUCUCUGGUGUUCUUUAGCAAACCAAGAUGGUGUGAACUAAAAAUGAACAUCUCGGGAAUAUUGUCAAUAGUCAGAGAGCCUCAAUUCCAAAUGUCGAGCCAGUCCUCUCUAGCGCCCAACCGGCGGCCCCCUAACCGAUCGCUGCAGGGCUGUACUGUAGCUGCAAGCCCAUCGUCCCCUGAAGCACAGGGCACUUCAAGGUCUCAGCGGCCCGCACGUGGCGGUGGAAGAAGCCCGUUGGAAGCUCUCCCCGUCUGGUCUGGCUUCUAAUAUUGUACCGGCAGCCCGGGUGCAGUGAGUCCUUGCUUUUUAUCUCACACCCUUCCCGAACGAGUAAUCCGAGCGUCUGCUUCUUUUUCAUGAUAACCAAGACAUUUAACCGGACCAAUUGAAGGGCGAGGAGGAAGCAUGAUGAGACAGGUCCAAGACGACAG
Molecule: messenger RNA, 849 nt
Organism: Fusarium redolens
Lineage: Eukaryota; Fungi; Ascomycota; Sordariomycetes; Hypocreales; Nectriaceae
Exons: 2
Coding region: 371-685 (104 amino acids)
Source: RefSeq, a predicted model, not a curated record